Messenger RNA from Indicator indicator, 1485 nucleotides. It is a transcript of the gene PLAGL2, whose product is annotated as PLAG1 like zinc finger 2. The record is from RefSeq and is a predicted model, not a curated record. The transcript is spliced from 2 exons. Bases 1 to 1485 code for a protein of 494 amino acids. Lineage: Eukaryota; Metazoa; Chordata; Aves; Piciformes; Indicatoridae.
AUGACGGCAUUCUUCCCCAGUGUUCCCAACUGGAUUCAAGAUGCAAAGCAGGAGGAGGAAGAGACAGGCUGGAAAUUAGUCCCCAGACCAAGAGGAGAAGAGACUGAAAGUCAGGGAAAAUGCCAAUGUGACCUCUCUGAGCCCUCCUUUGCCGGCGUGGACAAGCUGAGGGCUCACACGCUUGCCCACGGCGAGCAGAGACCUUACAACUGCCCCCAGCUGCACUGUGGCAAAGCCUUUGCCUCCAAGUACAAGCUCUACAGGCACAUGGCCACACACUCUGCCCAGAAGCCUCACCAGUGCAUGUACUGUGAGAAGAUGUUCCACCGCAAGGACCACCUGCGCAACCACCUGCAGACCCACGACCCCAACAAGGAGGCCCUGCACUGCCCGGAGUGCGGCAAGAACUACAACACCAAGCUGGGCUUCAGGAGGCACCUGGCCAUGCACGCCGCCGCCAGCGGGGACCUCAGCUGCAAGGUGUGCCUGCAGACCUUCGAGAGCACCCAGGUGCUGCUGGAGCACCUGAAAGCUCACUCCAGGAGGGCUUCUGGGGGAGCCAAGGAGAAGAAGCAUCCCUGCGACUACUGCGACCGGCGCUUCUACACCCGCAAGGACGUGCGGAGGCACCUGGUGGUGCACACGGGGAGGAAGGACUUCCUGUGCCAGUACUGUGCCCAGAGGUUUGGGAGGAAGGAUCAUCUGACCAGGCACAUGAAGAAAAGCCACUCCCAGGAGCUGCUGAAGAUCAAGACGGAGCCGGUGGACAUGCUGGGACUGCUGAGCUGCAGCUCCUCCGUGGCGGCGAAGGAAGAGCUGAGCCCUGUCCUGUGCAUGGCACCCAGAGACAUGAUAGGUGGGAAGAGCUUCCCUGGCAUGUUGCCUGUGGGCAUGUAUGGCACACAUCUGCAGAGCGUGCCCAGCUCAGGGAUGCCCCACUCCUUGGUUCCUAAUUCUCUUCCCAUGGGAAUGAGCUACCCCUUGGAGUCUUCUUCUCCCAUCUCCUCCCCACCACAACCUCCUCCAAAGUAUCCGCUUGGAUCUACCUCAUAUCUGCCUGAGAAACUAUCCAAAGGAGAGGUGGACAGCUUCUUGUCAGACUUCCCUGGUAGCCUGUCUCUCUCAUCUGGUGAGCCUCAGUCCUCCUCGCCUCAGCCAUCCCCCCUGGACGAGGCUUUGCUUUCCAAGAGCCCUGCUAACCUCUCAGAGGCUCUCUGUGCUGCUAACAUGGACUUCUCUCACCUUCUGGGCCUCCUCCCCCUCAACCUCCCUCCUUGCAACACCCCAGUGUCGUCAGGGGGCCUGGUGAUGGGCUACUCGCAGGGGGAGACGCAGCCACUGCUCACCACUUUGCAACAUCAGCCUCAGGAGUCUCCUGGAGCUGGGGCCUCGCUGAACUUUGGGCCCCUUCACUCGCUGCCCCCCGUCUUCACCUCCAGCUUGAGCACCACCACGCUGCCGCGCUUCCACCAGGCCUUCCAGUGA